CUGAUCAUAUGAGAGGCCCAGAGAGUUCGGCAGCCAUCAGUGCCCCUCGUUAGCCUUUCUUUACCCCCCCCUAAAAAAGAAGGUACAUCUAUAGACUUUUCGGGCCACGGUGCGGGAGAGCGGUGGCGAGACACAGUUCGUGAAAUAGCAGAAGCGCUUUCUGAGCUUUCACUGAUUUGGUUGGUGAGUUAGAAUUUGAGAUCAAGCAUCAUGAAUUCUGGUAUAUUCAACAAGCAUCGCUGUUUGUAUCCGGACAAAAAUGGAGUAUUAAAGUGGAGCAUACAAGCACGGAUGCAAUAGACCUGAACAAUGAAGGCUGCAAUGAUACACAAUGAUACAAGAGGAUCAGCAGGUAUUCAAUCACAGAAUCAGCAGCAAUAAUUAUCUGAGACAUCAUCGAUGAUAACACAACAUUUUAUUCUUCUUUUCUGUCUACAGGUGGAGGUCAGAGGUCAGAUUUAGCUCAUUUGGGUGCAGGUCAACUCACUGUAGGAUCCAGGUGUAUAAAAUCAUAGAAAUCCCCUGAAACAGUGUUACUCAUACCUGUCUGUGUACAAUCAUUAACUGAAUAGUUUCUUAUAUAAAGGUAGCACAUUGUUACAGAUAUUUGCUGUGUGUAACUGAUUAUAGCCUAUGUGAACAAUCACACCACCCUGAUUGUGUCAGUAUUUUGAGCUAAAUGCUAAUGUGCCUUUCUGAUUUUCACCUAGUUUAAUGAUGAUGAUACAAAACUCUGAACAAAUGGACAUUUUGACCCGAUGAUGGCGCUAGAGGUCACAACAAUUCAUUUAGGAAUCAAUAUCAGUGCAAAGUUAGAAUAACUAUAAUAUGAAUGUGAUCAAUGGUGACAUGUUUUAGUCUGGAGAACCAACUGUCUGUCUAGUUUCCUAUUAUGCAAAUCCUGCCAGGAGCAACACCACCUUCUGGUAUAAAGAUGUCCAGCUACGUGUUUACAUGCACAUAUUACAGUAAAUCUCACAGUGAUAAAAUGAUUUAUGACCCGGAGACCUUGUAUACCAUUGUACUCAUACUAAAACUUCCAUUUCAGCCUUAUCUUUAUCGUGUUCUUAAUUAAGCCACACUAACAAAUCAUUAUUUUGGGGCACAGAAUAUUUUCACAAAAUACAGACACCCCGCUCAUGUGUUUCAAACAUGUUCUUGAAAGUGCUUUAUAAAAGCUGCGUUUCCCUUUAUUUAUUUGAGUAACUACCAAACACGUCGUACGAUGAUAACUGAGAGGAUAACUGGCCUGCCACGGUCGAGUUAGAUGUGUCCUAUUAAUAGGCCUGGCUCACGCUCCAAAUGUCCAGCUGUAACCAAACUCCACCCGUCAAGUCACGUCCUCUCCCUGCUCCCCCUCCUGCAGUGCCACUGCUGCCAGGUCAGGGGCACUCUGGUCUGUGCCUCCCUCCGAGCCAGACGGACGGCAGGACGGGCAGACCCCCCCCCCCACCCGACCUCGCACAUUAUGGAUGUUCUGCACAUCCCACCCUUGGAAGAGGAAGGGGAGGCUAUGGAGGUGGAAAGCCAAGGAAAUGGGGAGCAGGAAGAGGGAGGAAAGGAAGCUUCGUCCCCGAUGGGUUCCGCCACAGACGAGGAAACGGACGAGGACUCCGAACCGGAGCCCCCACCGGUCAUUCGGAGGAAGGUGUCCUUCGCAGAUGCGUUCGGCCUAAACCUGGUAUCGGUCAAGGAGUUCGACAAUCCCGAAGUGGCGGAGUCAGAAGUCAACCGGCACACCAAAAACGAGGCCACCCAUCACCCGGAGGAGUUCUACGUGUCCUGUCUCUUCACGGUCCCCUCGUCCCCAGAGGAGCUAGAACAGAGGCUGCGAGAGCAGAUGGUUGAGCUCGAAAGCAUCGAGCUCCUGCCGGGAACCACCACGCUCCGCGGCACCGUCAGGGUGGUCAACCUCUGCUACACCAAAUCCGUUUAUGCCCGGAUGUCCCUGGACCGCUGGACAAGCUUCUUUGACCUGUCAGCGGAGUACGUGCCUGGAUCUAGUGAUUGGAAAACCGACAGGUUUACCUUCCAGCACACUCUGGUGCCUCCUUUUGAAAGGGAGGGGACCAGAGUGGAGAUAUGUCUGCGCUAUGAGACUUCAGUGGGCACCUUUUGGGCUAAUUGCAAGGAGAUGAACUAUGUGCUGUUCUGCCACCAGAAGGGACACGUGAAGGAGCAUGAGGUUCAGGUCCAGGAGGAGAGCAUCGGCUGCAACAGCAAGAGGAGCUGUCUCAAAGCCAACAGGAGGGGAUGUGCAGAGGAAAAGACCAGGAAGAGCAGUAUCAGAUCAACAGCUGUUGCAGACGGCACACUUACAGCAGAGGAGGCUAACGGGCAGAGCAGCUCGGAUGUACAGUCAUUACUUUACUGGGAAGAGCACACACCUUUGGUGGAAAGCAUAAAAAGCAGAAACAGAGCAGAGCGAAUGGCACGUGUGCAGGGCUACCUCUCCCAAAGGGGGCAGCAUGUAGCAAAGGCUCAUUCCCACGACUCAGCCAAUGGCCAGAAGGUUUCUCAGCCUUUGUCAACUCUGUGGGGCCACUCCUCAGGCUUCUUUCACAAACAGCAAAGGAAACACUCUGCAGAGAGUCCACAGGUGCUCACCUACCACCAGAUUCCUCUGCUCACUCUGGACUGGAACAGUGACAAAGCCCGUAAGUUGGGGGCUGCUGACAGGGAUGACAUCCGGACUGGAGGAGCUAAAAUGAACUCGGCAAAAGCGCCGCCGGAAAAAAUGGCGGACACACAUCCCGUCAGUGACGCGACGGGGAUCUUUCGCAACGGUGCAGAUGAUACCUUCGAUAAAAAAAGCUCUGUGUGCAAUGUAUGGCAGGCGUUUGUUAACGGGCUGAGCUGUGCGGACCAGUCGGGUGUUCCAGAGUCGGAAUGGCUGCAGACCGCAGCGUUAGUGUCUCCCUCAAAUGAAAAAGGGCCCAAUGCCCGAUGUGCAGCGAGCAGUCACGAGCAUGAAUGUCCGGUGGGCACAGAUGCGCCCGCCACCUCGCACGCACACACCUCAGAUUCAUGUCAGCCGCUGUCAGAUACUCGCCAAAUAGCAACGGCCGAUGUCGGCGUGAACAGCGAAGACCACCGUCCGGCGGAGGCUUGUGUCGGCACCCCGAGGGAUGACACACAAGAUGCAUCCCAAAGGUCACAGACAAGCAGCGUAACAGACACUCCCCGGGAAUUCUGCGUCCAGGCGGCGACGCCUGUGUCCGAGGGCCGCGCUGACAGUUCAGCUGAGUGUCACGAGCGUGCGAUGAGGGAGCGAGAAAGAGAAGCAAGGGCAGAAGGAAUGGGAAGAGAUGGGCCCUCGGCACCGCGCGCGGCUGACUUUGUAACAAGCUCGGGGGAGUCGGGGGCAACAGACACGACGGCAACGCCAGAGUCUGAGAAUGCCACCGCGGCCGAUAAGAUCUGGCGGGGAGCGCGGCCGGAUGAGGGUUUUUCUCCGUGUAGGGACGGGGAGGUUAGAGGUGCCGCGCACAAUGCGAUGGAUGACACCCUGGCAUUUAGGGGGACAAUCCGAAGGGAGACAGGGGACGGGGAGAGGUUUGUCUUUUCUGCAUCCAGACAAGGAAUGGAGGAGUGGAGUGUGGAAAACAGAGGAGCUGCAGAUGAGGAGAUAUUUAGGCCACGGAAGACAGCGGAGUGCAAAAGCUCCCAGAGGUGUGCAGAGGAAAAGCAACAAGAGGAAUUCAGGCUGAAUCAAAACAGGGAAGAUCCGUUACAGGCAAAGGAGAGGGGAAAAAAGGAAAUAAGAGUUGCAAAGACAAAUGCAGAUGAAUCUAAUUCCAGCCAAACGUACGUCGGCCAAAGCCAAGUUAUGGCUGGGGAAUUCAUAUUGGAGGAAUCAGAGAGGCAAGAUGUUGCAUCAAGUAACAAAGACGUCGAAGUAUCCAAAAAGACAGAGGUGGAAGCUUGCUCUUGUACAGCAAUCAAUGAAAUAAAGACACUAACUGGUGUAGAAGAGGGAAUUAUUCAGGGGUUAAAUGAGGAACAUCAACGUAAUUCAUCAUGGAAGACGGGAAAUACGUCAAUAAUUUUGGGAGUACAUAAUAAACAGACAACGGAGCACCUAACAGUGACACAAAUGCAGGGAAAUGCACUGGAAUCUGAAACAGAUGAACAGGCUUUAGUCUCAAAUCAGACUGAGGAAGGAAAAUAUUUAAGUUACGAGGGAAUAAUUGCAAAGCAACUGGGAAUAAACCGAGCGCCACCGUGGAGACACGCGGUGGAAUCAAAGGAAAUUAAAAAGGUCUUUCAAGGUGACCAUGAUACAUUCAGACAUUCUCUAACAGAUAAAUGCAGCCAAAAGCCAGUGGAGGUGAGAUGGACUCAUUCACAGGACGAUACGAAGGGUCCCAACCAGGAUGGAGGCCGUGAAACGACCCCAGAAGAAGCAAAUUCGGAGACGAAUGUUGCAAAGAAAGACACUUCGACGGAGCCUGAACACCGACCUGAGACAUUAAAAAGAAGAAAAGAAGAUUUGAGUCGGAGAGACAGGGAUGAUAGCGCGAGUAUUGGAAAGCUGAAAAUAGAAGUACCGGGGGAGUUGAUGGGAAAUGCGGAGAUUGCUCGGGGGGAGACGGAGAAUGCAGCAGCUGAAUUGAAAGGACAUGAGAUGUCAGCAGAAGUUGAGAGCUCUUCACGUGUUGAAUAUAAAAAAUUGUCAGCGGGAACAAAAGACCCUAUUACAGCAGAAAGCGCCGCGGCCCUUGAGGCGAGAGAGUCUGGAUGGGAGGAGGUGUUCAUCGAAAGAUUUGGAGACGAUUUGGUCAGGAGGAUUUGGGGGGAGGCGUUCUGUCGGAAAGAACGGGCCGCUAAUAGAGACACAGAUAUUGUUGAUGGGAUGAGGGGGGAGCUGGCAGAUAUACCUGAUAUUGCACAAGAUUGCCGUCAUCCAUUUGAGAAAGACUUCAACGAUGCAUUUGAGUCAGGUGCCCUUUCCUUAACGCAUCUGCCCGCGGAUCAAAAUGUAAGUCAAGGCCUAGAGCCGACUCUAGCCACUAAGGGAAAUGCAUACCCGCCCGACGAGACACGUUCGUCACUCACCACAACGGCGGAACAAACUCGCUUCCUCUCAGCACCUCAGACAGAUUUGAAUUCAAGAGCUAAUCUCUGUGGAGAUUUCGGCCCCGUUUCAGCUGUUGGGAGCAGCCCGUCAUUGACUGAAACAGGCCGACCAAUAGAGGACUUGUCGGCCGCCCACGUGGAGGAUUUUAAUCCAUCGCCCCACGCAUCUCACAAACACCUGAGCUCCGCCUCCGACAUGCUAAAAGAGACCCAUGGCGUUCCGUGGAGGAGCGUGUUAUACGCCCUCGGUCAAGUCACCAGACUUCUAAUCUGCAUCCUCUUAGUUGCUGGGUUCUCCCUCAUCGUUUUCCUGUCCGAUUUCCAAGCGUUCUUCGCGCUCUACGUGGUUUCAUCGUGCUGGUGGUUUUAUGAGUGGAAGCGACAUCGGGUGAUGAAAAGCAGAGGGAUGGUGGCAUAGGCAGAGAGUCUACAGGGAGGGAGCGCUGUCGGAAAAAGCCGCUGCGGGUAGAAUUUUCCAACAUCAGUGCAUCACUCACCUGAUAGCCGUCAUGCAUUCUAUUCAUUCGGGCCGGUGUGCCAUUGUGAAAAUGAUUGGAAGCUACAGAAAUGGAUGCAAUCAAACAAAAUUAUACCCCACAGCAUUAGAUGUGUGUUUGGUUGUGUGUUUUUCGGUUUGGGUGUUUCUUUGGGUGCAGUGGUUCCCAGCAUUUUUUAACUAAACCAAGCAAUUCCUGCUCGUGACCGAUUGUUACUUGUUGCAAGUCUACAGAUUAUUGCCAGUUCAUCCAAAACAUGAUUUAGAAAAACACAAUUUGAUGUAGUAGAAAUUAUUUUUACUAUCAUGUACAUCUUGUUCCUUUGAAUAUUACUUGUGACCAUGAUGGUGGUCCCAACCAAUCAACAAGGAAACUUUUCUUUUUAAAGCUUGAUUAUUAAUUUAAUAAUAAUAAUUAAUGAAUAGAUGUACUUUCUGUUGAAUGUGUACUUCAUGCUGAUUUGUUUUCACAAUUGUGUGUAUAAUAUGUGUGUAUAUUUGCAGUGUUUUAUGGGCACAAUAUCACUUUACAAUGCACCAAAUGGAAAUAAGUAAGUAUGUGUUUGAUUAUUAUACACAAAGGGUGUCUGCAAUAGUUGGGCAUCAGAUAUUUGAUGUUUAUCUUUCCGUGCUUUUCUUCAUUAAAUGAAAAAAAAAACA
Molecule: messenger RNA, 6235 nt
Organism: Gasterosteus aculeatus aculeatus (three-spined stickleback)
Lineage: Eukaryota; Metazoa; Chordata; Actinopteri; Perciformes; Gasterosteidae
Gene: ppp1r3aa
Product: protein phosphatase 1, regulatory subunit 3Aa
Biological process (GO): regulation of glycogen biosynthetic process
Cellular component (GO): protein phosphatase type 1 complex
Molecular function (GO): protein phosphatase 1 binding; glycogen binding
Source: RefSeq, a predicted model, not a curated record